UCAGCUACUGUUGGUGCAGUGCGUGGCAAGUGAUAAAAACUUUGUUUCGGCGACACGAAAUUCAACAGUAUUUUCACAGAAUUCGCACUUUAAGCACCGGAGCUUUCAUAAGUCUGUAAAUACCUGUUGAUUGCGCUGCUAUAACUCGCGUAAUUACUUGUUUAUGAAAAGGGAAUGGCGGAGGCUUGAGGCAUCGUACACAAUCACCAUGCUUACCUCCCUCUCGCGGCUCAUUCCUUAAACUCGCCACUACAGAUCUGCGAUGUUGACGGCCAGCGAUCCGAAACUCCAACAGCUCAUCAUCUCCUUAAAUGAGUUCUUCGGCAACAAUUCGCACAAUCUAACCAGCAACCAACUGGAAUUUUUUUGACAAUUCCUGGCAAGCAUGGACGGGAACGUACCCCAAGACAAAAAUGUGGACUGUGGUGGUAGUUUACGAAAUGCCGCCUUGAAAUACGGCAACGACUAUCACCCUUAUUUAGCGAUUAUGGUCUGUGUAUUUGGCACGGUUGCCAAUUUACUGAACAUUGCCGUGCUGACCAGGAAAGACAUGGUCUGUUUCCCGAUUAACCGAAUAUUAACAGCCCUUGCGAUAGCCGAUAUGGUUCUCAUGAUAGAAUAUAUUCCGUACGCAUAUUAUUACUAUAUGGUCGUCAGGAAGUACAAAGAUUUUACCUACCCAGAAGCUGUGUAUAUGCUAUUUCAUGUUGAUAUUACGAAUUUUCUGCAUACAACAUCCAUCUGUCUCACUCUUACGUUGGCUAUCUGGAGAUACUUGGCCAUCGGGUACCCUCAAAAAAGCACCAUCCUUUGUUCAGAGCGGCGCUGCACUCUCGCCAUCGCCCUCAGCUACAUCCUCCCCGCCAUCCUCUGCGCUCCCACCUACAUCACGACCACCAUCACCGAAGACCCCAUCAUAGAAAACAACGAAACCGUCACCUUGUACCGCAUCGACUUGAACAAGAUAUUCCAGGAGGACAAGACCCUGCUCAAGAUCAAUUUCUGGAUCUACGCCGUCUUCAUUAAGCUCCUCCCAUGCUGCAUCCUCACCGUCAUCAGCUUCUGGCUCAUCCACACCCUCUUCAAAGCCAAAAAGCGAAACAAAUAUCUGCGCAGCUACGACUGCGUCCCGCUCAAAGAAAUCGAGAAGGACGUGACACGGAAAGUUUCCAAAUCGGAAAGGCGGGCAGAUCGCACCACCAAGAUGCUGGUGGCGGUGCUGUUCCUCUUUCUGAUAACAGAGUUCCCUCAGGGCAUCUUCGGGCUUUUGAUCGGGAUCAAAGGGAAGGACUUGUUUCUGGAGUGCUAUCAGUCUUACGGGGAGAUCAUGGACAUUUUGGCGCUGAUCAACGGCGCCAUCAAUUUUAUCCUGUACUGCUGCAUGAACAGGAUGUUUAGGGCCACGUUCGGGCAGUUGUUCAAGCACAGGAUUCUGUGCUUGAACAACUGCAGGAACGCGGUUUUGAAUAAGUGGCCGCCCUCGUUGGAGACGCACACAACGGUAGGAAACGGGACGAGUGCCACGGAAGUGUGAGAUAUUUAUUCCGUCUUUGAGAAAGAUAGUGUUUUGCGAAAGUAAUGAAAAUAUCGGUGGACAAUGCGACCGAGUUGGGGUGUUUCAUUCUGGGAGAUGUUUUCCUUACUUUCGGAUAUGUUUAGACAAGAUAUUUUUUUAAUGUGGCGGUAACCUGGAUUUGUUUAUUCCGUAAUCCGUAUAUAUACAUUAAGACGUUUGUGGUUUUACGUUGGAUAUUAACGUUGUAGAAAAAAUACAAGUUUAUUUUUAUUUAUUGAGCCCUAGAUUGACUUGUAUUUUUAUUGCAGCGUCUAUACGGGAAUGGUUAAAGCAUUUAUGCUACCUGAGACGAAAUAAUAUACUUUGUAAACUUAUGUGUAAAUAAAAUAAUAAACAUGAAAUGCAUGCGAA
This is a messenger RNA of Zophobas morio, 1927 nucleotides long. RefSeq names its product G-protein coupled receptor dmsr-1-like. The transcript is spliced from 5 exons. Gene Ontology annotation, biological process: G protein-coupled receptor signaling pathway. Gene Ontology annotation, molecular function: G protein-coupled peptide receptor activity. Gene Ontology annotation, cellular component: plasma membrane. Bases 386 to 1534 code for a protein of 382 amino acids. The record is from RefSeq and is a predicted model, not a curated record. Lineage: Eukaryota; Metazoa; Arthropoda; Insecta; Coleoptera; Tenebrionidae.